AUGCAGUUCGAAUCGUUGAACAACAAAAGGCUCAAACCCAUACCAUCACAUCAACAAGCUUGCGACUCCUGUAGGUUGCGGAAGCUCAAAUGUUCCAAGACCACUCCGAAGUGUUCUAACUGUCGCGAAAAUGGCUUUACUUGUGUGUAUUCGCCGAAAGUCAUACGAUCACCUCUUACAAGGGCGCAUCUCACCAAAGUGGAGAGUAGGGUGAAGGCCCUGGAAGCACUGCUCUACAAAGUGCUGCCUUCGGAUGUGAACAUCAACGACCUCUUAGAAAAAAACGGAGACUUAUCGAAUUCUGGCCUCGCAAACUAUAAGCAGAUUGAUUUGAAUUCCUCCACACAAAUCGACCCCUUUACUCUUCCCAACGAGAGUAUUUCGGCUUCUUCCAUUGACGAGGCCAGGCUAAGCGAGGCAUUUCAUACUAAGCUCGAGCUACAGCCGGAGGAUUACCUUAUCGACACAAAAAAGGACGAUCAUCCACAUUAUGACGAGCGCGACGAUUGGAACCGCCCGGAGGAUCUAUUUGGAUCCAAAGCCGUGGACGGAAUGGCCGCCCUCAGUUCGGAUAUAGACCCAGGGUCAAGCAACGGAUAUUUCGGAAUCAAUUCCAGCAACGGUCUGCUGAAGUUUUUGAAUAUCAAAAACAGAAACAAAAUCAAUUUUUCAGAACCUGAAGAGGAGUUUGAAGACAGAGCCAGUCAAGUGCCCAUGGCGAACAUGCCUACUGAUGAGUUCGACGAAGUCCUCGACGAUACCAGCUUCCAGGGCAUUUUGAUCAACUCAUAUUUCGAAACAUAUCACAAGGUUUAUCCCUUCAUUAACUACAAGGUGUUUUUCGAAGAUUACAAAAAAUUUGUGGAGCCAAAAGAGGAGAACGAUGCCAUAGUGGGAAUGGACGAUAUCACGUUCCAGAUCCUGCUGAAUACUUUGUUGGCCAUAGGGUCUUUAUGUCUCUACGGUGAAACGAAAGUGGAUACUUUCUACUAUAGGCGUGUGAAGAAUCUCUUGAGCCAUAUCAAUGUGUUUGAAUAUGGUGAUGUCCAGCUUUUGGAGAGCUUCGUCUUACUCAGUAACUAUGUUCAGAAGACCAAUAAGCCCAAUACUGGAUGGAAUUUUCUGGGUUUGGCCUUCAGAAUUGCUACUAGUCUUGGACUACAUAAGGACAUUCAUCCUGAUGCCGAUAUCUCGACGAAUUUCGAACUUUUCGAAAAACUGGAACUCAGAAAGAGAUUAUGGUGGGGAAUGUACUUUUUCGAUGUUGGUACGGCUUUGACGUUUGGUAGACCGCUCACUAUCACGUUUCUUUCGUCUGUGGAUCUUGGUCCAGUCUCAAAUAUUGAUGAAGAGUAUUUUGCGAGUGGAGAAGCUUCAAACGUAAUGCAAACUAUCAAGCCUUAUCCAACAAUAUACUCUGGUUUGAUCCAGGAUUCACGGCUAACUGCUGUGACCACGAGGAUUUAUAACUACCUCUUCUGGGUAUCCAAGUUUAAAAAUGAUACUCACAAGAUGAAAGGUCUGUUGGAAAUGAACUCACUGUUGGUCAAAUUCAUAGGAACACUGCCAUUGUACUUUAACGAAGACGAUGCUGUAUCGGAGAAGAGCCUUGUGAGUGUCUGUCCGCCUUCGUGGUUUGACUCUUCCAGCAAGCUGGUGAUACCGAAAUGGUUCAGUCUCAGCAGAAUGAGACUGAAUUUAAGAUACAAAAAUUUGCAAAUGCUGAUGUUCAGAUUUGCCAUUCUGGGAGACGAUGAUAAACUCACCUCAGCCUUCAGUCAUGAUCAAGAAUUCAGCACUCUUCUUUCGCAGUGUCGAAAAAUCUGCUUCGAUGCUUCUUUCUCGUCGAUAUCAGCAGUUGAGAGAUAUGUUAACAAUUACGAGUUCGACGUGCUUUCAUCGUGGUAUGCCACUUAUUUUCUGUUCCAAGCAACGUUGGUUCCUCUUGCCCAUCUACUCACAUUGAGAAAUAAAAAAUCCAGGCAUCUGGAGGUGGAAAGCGAAAUGUUGACUCAGGUUCAAAGUGCAAAAUAUUCCUUGACCCAAUUGCGCAGGUUCAACCGACUGGCUGGUAGAUUUGUGAAGUUGAUCGACUCAUUGACAACUGCAUCUGACAAAAGCAGCUUGCAGCCAGCCAAGGCAGGAGCCAAGCAAUCCAGUCCAGACUAUGACUUCAACAACCAGCUUUCCAACGCGACUGUAAGCUUAUUCUCAAACUCGGACCUAAAUUUCAUGAACAAGAGCCAAUUUUCGUUCGACAACUACAAAAGCUCAUUUAUGAGUUUUACCAAUACCCCAAGUCAAGCCACUGAUGUGCAGGAAAUGCCCAUCAAGACCGAGUUCGAAGAAGUGAUGCCUCCUUUAAGCGGGUCUUUGGAGUCCAAGGGAAAUAUUGACUCGCUUUUCUCAUAUCCCACCGAGGAAUCCAUGGAUCCGAACUUCAAUAAGAUGCUGAACAACUUUUUCGUGAACAUGGACUAA
Kuraishia capsulata CBS 1993 is the source of this 2481-nucleotide messenger RNA. RefSeq lists its product as uncharacterized. The transcript has a single exon. Gene Ontology annotation, molecular function: RNA polymerase II cis-regulatory region sequence-specific DNA binding; zinc ion binding; DNA-binding transcription factor activity, RNA polymerase II-specific. Gene Ontology annotation, biological process: DNA-templated transcription; positive regulation of transcription from RNA polymerase II promoter by galactose. Gene Ontology annotation, cellular component: nucleus. Lineage: Eukaryota; Fungi; Ascomycota; Pichiomycetes; Pichiales; Pichiaceae. Bases 1 to 2481 code for a protein of 826 amino acids. The record is from RefSeq and is a predicted model, not a curated record.